AUGAAAUUUGGGAAAGAAUUCGAAGCACAAAUGGUGCCCGAAUGGCAGCAGGCUUACAUGGACUACCGCCUCCUCAAAAACCUCCUCAAAGAAAUCAAAAUGUCCCGGCAGAGGACCCGGCCCGGCCCGAAACGCAGCCUCACCCUCUACCGGGCCUUCAGCGGCCUAACCCAACGGGCCAACAACAACAGCAACAACAACAACGGUGGCACAACAGCCGAUGUGGAAAGCCAAGUGAUCGUGGUGAACAACGUUAACGAGCGGUCGGAGACCAUGUUCCUGAUGGCGGCGGACGAGGGCGGCGAGCAGGAGCUCGUCUUCUUCAAAAAUCUGGACUCCGAGUUCAACAAGGCGGCGGGCUUCUACCGGGCCAAAACAGAGGAGGUGGUCGAGGAGGCCCGCGGGCUCAACAGGCAGAUGGAGGCUCUCGUCGCGUUCCGGGUCAAGGUCGAGAGCCCAGCGGGUUGGGCUCACAGUGGGCUGGAGGAGGAGAGCAGCAGGCUGGCAUGCCACGUGGCGGCUUCCAGGGCUGCCCUGGCUUCUACUACUCCACUGGCUGCUGUUAGAAGUAGCAGAAGAAUUCGAAUGGAUUUUAUAGACGAAGAUAUUUCAACCAAUGAGGGGCAAUUAGAAGAAAAACCGGGUGAUUUUGAAAUGAAACUAGAAAAUUCGGAAAAUCGAGAAAACGAGCAAAAUGAAUUUAUUGGGGCAGCUCAUGUGAAGAUACUCGAGCAUGUGAAGUUCAACACUUCUAAAGAAACACCUCGUUCGACAAUCAAAGGCUUUCUCAAUCUUCCCGACCAAACAAAACUUAAGUUCCGUAAGGAUAAUUUGAGGAAAGCAGAGGAGCAACUUAAGAAGGCGCUUGUCGAAUUCUACCACAAGCUGAGGCUUUUGAAAAGCUACAGUUUCCUCAAUAUUCUGGCAUUCUCGAAAAUCUUGAAAAAGUACGAUAAGAUUGCUUCAAGAAGUGCAUCAAAACCGUACAUGAAAAUGGUGGAUAAUUCAUAUCUCGGCAGCUCGGAUGAGGUCAGCAAAUUGAUGGAAAGAGUAGAGGCAACCUUCAUCAAGCACUUUUCAAACUCGAACCGUAGUAAAGGGAUGAAUAUUUUGAGGCCGACAAAGAAGAGGGAAAAGCACAGAAUUACGUUCUGUACUGGUUUUCUUGUUGGCUGCUCCAUUGCACUUAUAGUGGCAUUAGUUUUGAUUAUUCGCGCACGUAAAAUCCUAAACAGUGAAGGGAGAGUAUUGUACAUGGAAACUAUGUUUCCUCUUUACAGCUUGUUCGGGUUCAUCGUUCUGCACAUGAUGAUGUAUGCUGCAAACAUAUACUUUUGGAGGAGGUAUCGAGUUAAUUACACCUUCAUAUUCGGUUUUAAAGAAGGAACUGAACUUGGCUACCAAGAGAUUUUGCUUCUCGGUUUUGGGUUAAGUGUGCUGGCUUUAGCCGGUGUGCUAGCAAAUCUUGAUAUGGAAAUGGAUCCCGUUACUCAGGACUAUAGAGGCUUAACCGAGCUCGUUCCUCUCGGAUUAGUACUGCUUGUGAUUCUGAUUAUGCUGUGCCCUCUAAAUAUUUUAUACCGUUCGAGUCGCUUCUUCUUACUCGUCUGCUUGUUCCAUUGUGUCUUAGCUCCUCUUUAUAAGGUAUCAUUACCAGACUUCUUCUUAGCAGAUCAGCUUACAAGCCAGGUUCAAGCUCUGAGGAGUUUAGAGUUUUACAUUUGCUACUAUGGUUGGGGUGAUUACAAAAUGAGGGAGAACAGUUGUCGAGAGAGCGAUUUUUUCAAGACUUUCUCAUACAUUGUGGCCGCAAUACCGUACUAUUGGCGACUCCUUCAGUGUGUGAGACGGGCAUUGGAAGAGAAAGACCCGAGGCAUGGGUACAACGGGUUCAAGUACUUAUCGACCAUAGUUGCAGUUAGCACACGAACAGCCUAUACUCUCAACAGGAGCCUCGCUUGGAGGCUAACGGCUUUGAUAACAUCGAUUUUCGCAACAGUCCUUAGCACGUAUUGGGACAUUGUUAUCGACUGGGGGCUUUUCCAAUGGCACUCCAAAAACCGGUUGUUGAGAGACAAACUGCUUAUCCCGCACAAAAUUGUUUACUUUGUGGCCAUGGUUCUGAAUGUGAUAUUGAGACUUGCAUGGAUGCAAACCGUGAUGAAUGUUACCGUUUUUUCACUUCACAGACAGACGAUGAUCACGAUUGUGGCUUCUCUUGAGAUCAUUCGUCGUGGUAUAUGGAACUUCUUCAGACUGGAGAAUGAACACCUUAACAAUGUCGGCAAAUAUCGAGCUUUCAAGUCGGUGCCAUUGCCUUUCAACUAUGAUGAAGACGAGGACAAAGAUGACUAG
Striga hermonthica is the source of this 2355-nucleotide messenger RNA. The record is from the annotation of a GenBank genome assembly. Lineage: Eukaryota; Viridiplantae; Streptophyta; Magnoliopsida; Lamiales; Orobanchaceae.